This is a messenger RNA of Vitis vinifera (wine grape), 3204 nucleotides long. Its product is annotated as receptor-like protein 33. The coding region runs from base 1 to 3204 and encodes 1067 amino acids. Gene Ontology annotation, molecular function: protein binding. Lineage: Eukaryota; Viridiplantae; Streptophyta; Magnoliopsida; Vitales; Vitaceae. The transcript has a single exon. The record is from RefSeq and is a predicted model, not a curated record.
AUGGAGUUUAUGAAACUUUGCCAUUUUCUUCUGUUCAUCUUUCUGUUCUUUUCCUUCAUGUUCUCGCCAUCAUUCUCCCAGGCUUCCCUCCCUCAUCAGUGCCUAGACAACCAAAAAUUGGCCCUUCUGCGAUUUAAGAAUGAAUCCUUCUCAUUUUCAUCAUCCUCAUCUUCGAAAUCUGAAUCUUGGAAGCCAGAUACUGACUGUUGUUCCUGGGAAGGCAUCAAAUGUGACAACAACACUGGUCAUGUGAUCAGCCUUGACCUCAGUUGGGAUCAACUUGUUGGAGACAUUGAUUCUAACAGCAGCCUAUUCAAACUUCACAGCCUCAUGAGGCUCAACCUCUCCCAUAACUCCUUUCAUUUUUUCAACUUUAAUUCUGAGCUUUUUGGGUUUCCCCAGCUUGUGAAUUUGACGCACCUUGAUCUUGCCAAUUCAGGUUUUUCAGGCCAAGUACCUCUCCAAAUGUCUCGCUUGACAAAAUUGGUGUCUCUCAAUCUCUCUGACAAUCAGCAGCUAAAGCUUGAAAACCCCAACUUGAAAAUGCUAGUUCAAAACAUGUCCAGCUUGAGAGAACUCUGUCUGGAUAAAGUUGACAUGUCAACACGGAACGGCAACUGGUGCAAGGCGAUAUCUUCUGCAGCUCCUAAUCUUCUGGUGUUAAGGUUAUGGGACUGUUCCCUUUCAGGUCCAAUUGAUUCUUCUAUUUCAAAUCUUCAUCUUCUCUCAGAACUUGUGCUCUCAAAUAACAAUCUCUUGUCAGAAGUUCCCGAUGUCCUGACAAAUCUCUAUUCUCUGGUCUCCAUUCAACUUAGUUCAUGUGGACUGCAUGGUGAAUUUCCAGGAGGUAUCUUCCAGCUACCAAAUCUGCAGAUAAUUGACGUAUCAAACAAUCCAAACCUCUAUGGAUUGUUACCAGAAUUCCCUCAGCAAAGUGCACUCAGGGAAUUGUCCCUCUCAUGCACAAAAUUUCAUGGGAAAUUACCGGAGUCAAUAGGCAACCUUGAGUUUUUGACCAACUUAUAUCUUGACAAUUGUAAUUUCUCUGGAACACUCCCAAACUCAAUUGGCAACCUUACAGCACUUCAAUAUUUGUCUCUCUCAUCAAACUAUUUCAGUGGUUCAAUUCCUUCUUUAGCUUUACCAAAGAAAAUUACUGAUGAACUGGUGGAGCAGUCCCAUUUGUCUCCAGAAAGCAGGCUUCUGAACCUCAGGCUCCUUGAUUUGCGCAAUAACUCAUUUGAUGGUAUCACUGACUAUUCUUUGUUUACACUCCCAUCUUUGAAAGACCUUAUGCUUGGAAAGAACCGGUUUCAUAGUCUACCUGAUGAGGGUCCCUUCACACCCUCCUCAAGUUUGAGUUGGCUGGAUCUGAGUGAAAAUGAAUUCCAGGGCCCGAUUUCAAGACUGCUCACUGUGCUCACAAGCCUAGAAAUCCUUAAUCUUUCUUCCAACAAGUUCAAUGGCAGUAUGGAUCUGGGCAUGUUCUCUAACUUGACCAAGCUUCGUCAUCUUUAUCUAUCUCAUAAUGACUGGUCAAUAACUGCUAGUGCCAAUUUAACAUUUCCCCAACUUGUUUCUCUUCACCUAUCUCAUAAUCACUGGUCGAUGACUGAUAGUGAUGAUUUAGCCUUUCCCAACCUUAAGAUGUUGAAGAUGCGUUCAUGCAAUGUAACAAAAUUCCCAAGUUUCUUGAGAAACCUUCACAGUAUGGAAGCUCUGGACCUUUCCAGCAAUGGAAUCAAUGGUCAAAUACCCAAUUGGAUUUGGAGUAGCUCUUUGAUCGGUCUGAAUCUUUCCCAGAACUUGCUAACGGGUUUAGAUCGACCUUUGCCAGAUGCCUCCUCACUUCAAAUGGGAGCUUUGGAUGUUCAUUCCAACAAACUACAAGGUUCACUUCCAUUUCUGUCCCAGCAGAUUGAAUUUCUAGAUUAUUCUGAUAACAAUUUCAGGUCUGUCAUCCCAGCUGACAUUGGUUCAUAUCUCUCCAAGGCGUUCUUCUUUUCAGUUUCAGGCAAUAACCUCAUUGGAAAAAUCCCCACAUCAAUCUGCAGCGCCAGGAAACUUCAAGUUCUUGAUCUGUCGGAUAACCAGUUGAAUGGUACAAUUCCUACAUGUUUGGGGAACUUCAGCAGUGAACUAUUAGUACUUAAUCUAGGCGGGAACAAUUUGCAAGGAACCAUGCCUUGGAGUUAUGCAGAAACCCUAAGCACGCUUGUGUUCAAUGGAAAUGGGUUAGAAGGAAAGGUUCCAAGAUCUUUGUCAACUUGUAAAGGAUUGGAAGUUUUAGACCUUGGAGACAACCAAAUACAUGAUACCUUCCCGUUCUGGUUGGGGAAUCUACCACAGUUGCAGGUUCUUGUCUUGCGCUCCAAUAAGUUCUAUGGUCCCAUAGGAUAUCCACAAAACAAGAAUGUCUUUCCUAUGCUUCAUGUAAUCGAUAUCGCUUCCAAUGAUUUCGUUGGUCAUUUGCCAUCAGAAUACUUUCUUACUUGGACGGCAAUGAUGAAAGUGGAUGAGGGAAAAUCCAAAGUGCAGUACCUGGGAGUGAGUGCAAGUUAUUCUUAUUACAUCACAGUGAAACUAAAAAUGAAAGGAGAAAACAUGACACUAGAAAGGAUCCUAAAUAUUUUCACAUCCAUCAACCUCUCCAACAAUGAAUUUGAAGGAAAAAUUCCAAAGUUGAUCGGAGAACUCAAGUCACUGCACGUCCUGGACUUGUCCCAUAACAAUCUUGAUGGCCCUAUUCCCUCAUCGCUCGAAAAUCUACUCCAACUUGAGUCAUUAGAUCUCUCACAUAAUAAGCUUUCAGGAGAGAUCCCUCAGCAACUUGUAAGGCUGACAUUCCUUUCCUUCAUAAACCUGUCAGAAAACGAACUCCAAGGAUCUAUACCAAGUGGUGCACAAUUUAACACAUUUCCUGCAGGAUCCUAUGAGGGAAACCCAGGGCUAUGUGGGUUUCCAUUGCCCACGAAGUGUGAAGCUGCAAAGGAAGCACUGCCCCCAAUUCAGCAACAGAAGCUGGAAUUGGAUUCCACGGGUGAAUUUGAUUGGACAGUGCUACUAAUGGGAUAUGGUUGUGGACUAGUAGCAGGGUUGAGCACGGGAUACAUCUUAUUCUGGGGAAAUGGAUUCAUUGCUGAAAGUAUUACAACAAAAAUGCAACAAUCACGCUUGAGAUCAAGCCAGCGAAGGAGGAGUUAG